This is a messenger RNA of Theobroma umbraticum, 3672 nucleotides long. Its product is annotated as P-loop containing nucleoside triphosphate hydrolases superfamily protein. Lineage: Eukaryota; Viridiplantae; Streptophyta; Magnoliopsida; Malvales; Malvaceae. Gene Ontology annotation, molecular function: RNA helicase activity; ATP binding; nucleic acid binding. The record is from RefSeq and is a predicted model, not a curated record.
UUUCUUCCUUUCCCUGCUUCCUUAAAUUUCUGUAAGGCUUUGGCUCUUCGAGAUUGUUAUAUCUGGGCAAUCGUAGUUCGCAUAUGUCUGCCUUAUCCUCAACCCAUAUCUUAUUUCAUUGGUUUUUGCCUGGUAGAAAAGUUUCAUUGGGUUUUAAGAAUCCACACAUCUGCUCUUUGCAAACGACUGACUACAAUUUUCUUCUACUUCACACCUUGUUCAUAAUUCAAAUUCUGCCAAUUAGGUCAUUUUAACCAACUUAAAUCAUGGAGGAUGGAGAUAGGAAUGCUCCUUGCAGAACUUUAGCCUUACAAAAUGAUGUUCAUCAAGGGAUUGGGAGUUCAGAUGAAUAUGGUCUAUGCUUGCUUUAAAGACUUAGCUCUGCAGCAGGACAUUUGUCUCUCAAAUGAUUAGUUCAUGAAUGUGUGUGCACAUGUGCAAGCAUCUGCAUGCAUGCACAAGUGUGUGCAUGGCUGCAUGCAACUCGCAAGUAGUGCGUACACCUACGGAAAUUUCAAGGAUCAUACUACAUUCAUAAGUAGGUGCACGUGACUCAUUUGUUAAUUGUUUACUUUAAGCGAUGGCUUCAAUGGAAAAUAUUAAGGCUUAUGCAACAUGAUUUUCUUCGGGUAAGGUUGGAACUAGAGCAUAUUUUUGUCCCUACUUGGACCUUAACUUCAAGCCUAAAUUCUUUUUCCUCUGUCUAGUGGACAUCUCGAAGCUAACCUUUUCUUUCUUUCUUUUAGAAUAUGAUUGAAAAACUCGUGAUUAAGCUUGUGCUAGAAUGUCUUUGCAUAGAGAGGGCUGCACCUUCUAUAGUUUUUUUUUUUUUGACCGUUGGAGCUUUUCAAUAGUUUCUUUAGCUUUUUGUCUUGGGUAAAAGUAUUCAGUAAAACCCUCAUUUUCCUCAGGCUCCAUGGUUAUGGUCUAUAUGAAUGAAGGUCUUUGGUGAUGGAAAUUGUCAAAUGGUUAAAUUUAAUCUCUCAUAUUAUUCAUCUCAACUAUAGGCAAGCUUUAUGACUAGUUACUCAAGUCACAUCACCUUUUUUUGCAGUUUUGUGCACUUUGAGACCAGAUGAACAAGUCCCCUGACUAGUUCUUCUGUUUUCUUCUACUUUGCACCUUGUUUCAUAAUUCUAAUUCUGCCAAUUAGGGCAUUUUAACCAACUUAAAUCAUGGAGGAUGGAGAUAGGAAUGCUUCUUGCAAAACUUCAGCUUUACAAAUAGAUGUUCAUCAAGGGAUCAGCAAUUAUACAUCAGUUUUGACUUGAUAAAUUAUUUUUCUGUUAAUUCUUGCAGCGUACACCUGGGCAAUCUUAUUUUGCUUUAUAUAGCUGCAUUUCUUUACCUUAUUUUUCUUUUAUUGUCUGUAUUUGUAAUUAAGCUGUCAAUUACUGUUUUCUAUUAUGUUUCAUUGUUUGUUUUUGUGUUACCUGUUCCUCGUUUGUUCAAUUUGCAAACCUUCGGCUUUGCAUUUUAAGUGACCAUUUUUGUUGUAGGAAUUGAUUAAUUACAAAUAUUUCAUGACAUUAUUUUUCUUCUUCUGGUUUGCUUCUUGGUACCAUAAGCUCAACUUAUCAAUUUACUACAUUGAGUUUUGCAUCUAUUAUGCAGAUAAUUACGUUAAAAAGAGUUCUACGGAGCAGAGAGAUGCUCUGGCUGAGGAACCUAAAUGUGUUAUUUGUGGCCGCUAUGGUGAGUAUGUAUGUGAUGAGACUGAUGAUGAUAUUUGCAGCUUGGAAUGUAAACAAACUCUACUCUCCCGGAUUGCUAACUCCUUGUUGCCAGUUGGUCCCUCCUCUACUCAAAGAUUACCUGCUACUGAUGAGUGCUUUUAUGUAAGAGAUUCUGUUGAUAAAUCAGGGUUUCAAUCUUUAACUGGUGAUCAAGCUGAAUUGCUUAGAAAGAAACUUGAAAUCCACGUCAAGGGAGAUGCGGUUCCUGCUCCCAUUUUGGCAUUUUCUUCCUGUGGUCUUCCUCAGAAGCUCCUACAAAAUAUAGAAACUGCUGGAUAUGGCAUGCCCACACCUGUCCAGAUGCAAGUAAUCCCAGCUGCUUUAGAUGGAAAAAGCUUGCUUGUUUCAGCUGACACAGGCUCAGGGAAAACUGCUUCCUUUCUGAUUCCUAUUAUUUCUCAUUGUGCAAAUUUUCGCCUUAGCAACUUCUCAAAUCACAAAAGGCCAUUAGCAGUGGUUCUAACACCAACCAGAGAGCUGUGUAUCCAAGUGGAGGACCAUGCUAAGUUGCUUGGAAAAGGUUUGCCAUUCAAAACUGCACUUGUGGUUGGUGGAGAUCCGAUGGCUAGACAACUCUACCGCAUUCAGCAAGGAGUAGAACUUAUUAUUGGAACACCAGGCAGGCUUAUUGAUCUUUUAACAAAGCAUGAUGUUGAACUAAAUGAUGUAAAGAUAUUUGGUCUGGAUGAAGUGGACUGUAUGCUUGAAAGGGGUUUCCGAGACCAGGUGAUGCAGAUUUUUAGGGCUCUAUCACAACCACAGGUAUUGAUGUAUUCGGCAACAAUUUCACAAGAUAUAGAGAAAAUAGCAAGUUCUAUGGCAAAAGAUGUUACUGUUGUUUCUAUUGGCAAGCCUAACAGGCCAAAUAAGGCUGUGAAGCAGCUAGCUAUCUGGGUUGAGUCAAAUAAAAAAAAGCAAAAGCUUUUUGACAUAUUGACGAGCAAACAUUUUGCACCACCUGUUGUGGUCUACGUGGGUUCCAGAGUUGGGGCAGAUCUCCUAUCUAAUGCAAUUACCAUCACCACUGGAAUUAAAGCUUUGUCAAUACAUGGGGAGAAGUCCAUGAAUGAAAGGAGAGAAAUAUUGAGGUUGUUUUUAGUUGGAGAAGUUUCAGUAAUUGUGUCCACUGGAGUUUUGGGUCGUGGAAUUGAUCUUUUAGGUGUGAGACAGGUCAUAGUAUUUGAUAUGCCCAGUUCCAUUAAGGAAUAUGUCCAUCAGAUUGGGAGGGCAUCUAGACUAGGGGAGGAGGGUACAGGGAUUGUUUUUGUGAACGAGGAGAAUAAGAAUUUGUUUCCAGAGUUGGUUGAUAUUUUAAAAUCUUCUGGAGCUGUUAUUCCUCGAGAACUUAGUAAUUCACGGUAUACAGUUGUUUCUUUUCGGUCAGGCAAAGGCAAGGACUUUAAAAAACGAAAAUAUGGUUGCUGAAGUUGUGGCGCCUUUGGUUUGUCAGUCUUAUUCAUUCAGUUGAGAGUCUUGGAAAUAUUUAGUAGCAACCCACUAUCCUUACAGUUGGUUUUAAGAAGCCAAAAAUGCAAAAGGGUUUUCCUUUUACCUGAUUGUAGAAGUGGGUUUGUUAGUUUGAAUUAGUUGAUAAAAUAUGGCUCUUCUUGGAAGUGAGGAAGGAGUGAGGACAGGAGUGUAACGGCACAUUGAUACUGCAACCUGGAUGAAAUGGUGUUGGCUCAAGUCAGAACUUGAGCCUGUUUGUGCAAUGCUAUGACUAAGUGGUAUGUCUGUCUUCAGUUGAGGCAGGUUCCAAUAGAUGAUUCUUAAGAUUCAAAAGUAGAAAUCCUAACAGACAUUCACAUGUUGUACUACUGAAUCGCAGUUCGAGCAAAAGCUGUAUAUUCUUUUCUUUUGUUUACAGAGCUUUGCCCUGGAUGCAUAUUGACUAAAGCAAUGGCAUAUUUUUUGCUCCAUGCUCCCCUUAUUGGUA